AUUCUACUGAAAUCAGACUGCAUGUGUGACCCAGGGGUCCGCCUGCUGCCGGGAGCAAACUGCACUCAUUUCCCUGUUUUUUGACAGAUGGAUGCUGUCUUGGCGUAGGGGAGGAGGAUGAGAAAAAACGCCUGGUAUAUUUUUUGGCAUUUUCUCUCAUAGCCUAUUUAUGGGAGGCAGCGACGGCUUGGCCCUUUCUUUAUUAUAGGAAAGAGAUCUCCGCGGUUAGCUAUGUGAAGUAUCGCCUAAUAAUUCUCAUUUCGCGAUCCUGAGGAAUAAUUAUGAACAACGCGCAAGAUAUGUCGCCCGAUUUCGUGUUGAUGCGCCUGGUUUCCGCGGCCGAGGAUGACCGCUUGGACGCAGAAAACAGGAAUCUGCCGCCGGGAGGAGUGGUGGCAGGGCUGGGGAAGGAGGUCCUGGCUCACAGCGGCGUCAAAGCGGGGUUGGAUAUCAGCCGAGAUCCGACGGCGGGCCUCGAGCAUCCCAGCAGCCGCCUGAACAAAGCGCAGGCGAGCGGCGAGGGCACGGCUGCACCUGACACCGGGGUGACGGAGAGCCGAGCCCCGCUGUCCGCGCCUCCUCCGCCGCAGAGCCCCAUGGAGGCCCAGGGCUUUGACUUCGCUCCCAGCCCCGGCCUACGGCCUCAGCUGCUGGUGUUUUCCAAUAUAAUGCGGAACGGAGAGGGGAUUUUAGAAUUAGAUCAUCUGAAUCAGCCGAGGGAUGCUCUGGGUUUGGAGCAGAGCCCGGGGUCUGGCUGCUCCGGCCCGGCUGUCAAUAACAACAACACCCUGAGUCCCGGAGACGUGCAGCAGCAGAACCUGCUGGACCGGACAUGGGGAGCGCAUACGCCGGUCUCAGUAUCCGCGGAGAUGCAGGGAGCUGCGGAGCUAUGCCGCCGGCAUCGACUCAUCACCACCCCACCCGAGUGGCCCUUAUUGUCGGAGAGAUCCAACCCUCUCACCGUGAUUGACUCUAAAUGGGGAUGCGCCACCAGGGACAGAGAGGGAGCCGUGUUUGAGCUGGCCCGGCGGUUCGGGGAGCUGGGGGUCGGUGCGGUACCCAAGAUGCUGUUCAAAGCAGGGGAGCUCCCGCAGUGUUCCUGUCAAGGAGCACACGGGCCGGUAGGACGGGGAGUGGAGCCCGGGGAUGACCCGACAGAGACUAGCGAUGCUUUGUUGGUGCUGGAAGGGCUGGGGAGCGAGGAUGUUGCCGGUCUGGGCAUGGACGAAUGCCCGGAGGAUGAGACGGAUGAUGAGAACGGACGCCGCGAGUUUUUGCUCAAUAGGAAAAGGGAAAUAGUUAAGAAAAUGUCCGGGGCUUUCUCCAUCAGCAGUUUCCAAGCGGAGCUGAGGAGGCAGGUGGAGGAGAUGGCACCGGCGGCGACAGAGGCGGCGGCAGCGGCGAACCUCGGCGCGCAGGUGUGCAGCCUUCAUGGGAACUUAUCUAGCCGGCAGGUAACCUCUGGGGAAUCAGAGGUGGCCACCCAGGUUUCAGCCACGUCCCCGUCACCUACACCGGUACAGAGCUCACCUUGGGCCACAAGCCCAAACCAGAGCCAGGCGUCGACACCGAGGAGGCGGCCGGAGCGGUGCGCCAGUGCGCCGCGGACUCCCACGGGUCGGGCAGGUGGAGAAAAGACACUCAAAGUUCCAGGGAAGUCCAAAAAGGGCUCGUUAAAGAUCCGCCUGAGUAAACUGUUCCGGACUAAAAGCUGCAGCGGCUCCAAUCACCUCCUGGACAAGAGGCCCUCAGUGACCUAUUCAGUAUCUUCUGCCGGGAGUCUGGUGGACAUGGCCGCUGGUGCUGAGCAGGAUGCGGACAGCCACAGCCAGCCCAGACUGACCAGGGCCCACAGUGCCUUCUCCCCUGCCUCGCUCUCUGCCUCGCUCUCUGCUUUCACUGAUGACAUAGCCGGGCCUCAGCCUGGCCCUUUCCUAGUGAGUGUUAUGGGAGCCUCCCUGCAGUCCCUCCCCCUGCCUCUCCCCCCUCCUCCUCCUCCUUCCCACGCCACCAUCCAGCACAGUCUCAGCCUCAAUGACGCUUUCCUCCGGGCCCUUCCGCAUUCAAACCCAUUGCCGGCUGAUGCUCCACCCACCGCGAGACAGGCUCCGCCCCCCAUGCUGUGCGCCCUACGGCGGUCUGAAGCCAGUAACUUCACCGCCAGUCUGAGAGAGCUGGAGAAGUGUGGCUGGUACUGGGGUCCGAUGAACUGGGAGGACGCAGAGAUGAAGCUGAAGGGGAAACCGGACGGAUCUUUUCUGGUCCGAGACAGUUCAGACCCCCGAUACAUCCUGAGCCUCAGCUUCAGGUCACAGGGAGUGACACACCACACACGCAUGGAGCACUACCGCGGGACGUUCAGCUUAUGGUGUCACCCGAAGUUUGAGGACCGCUGCCAUUCGGUGGUGGAGUUCAUUGAGCGAGCCAUCAUGCACUCCAAGAACGGCAAAUUCCUCUACUUCCUCCGCUCCAGAGUCCCAGGGCUUCCUCCCACUCCGGUUCAGCUGCUGUAUCCCGUAUCUCGCUUCAGCAACGUGAAGUCGCUGCAGCACCUCUGUCGCUUCUGCAUCCGACAAAUCGUCCGCAUCGACCACAUCCAGGAGCUUCCACUGCCCAGACCGCUAAUCUCCUAUCUGAGUAAGUUUUAUUACUACGACCCCGAGGAGGAGAUGUACCUGUCAAUCAAGAGCAUCCGGAGGGUGGUGGGAGCAGAGCAAGCGACCGAGUCGCAGACGUAGCAGCAGAGAUCUUCUCAUCUCAAGUUUCUGUAUGGAGGACUGAUCUCUACUGGUCUGCCAGUCUUCCAGCAUCAGCCGGUCAGAGUCCCUGGAAAUCUCUGUGUCCAGUUGGACUGGGAUGGACCCACCUCUCUGUUGAUUUGGACUCAUGAAAGGAGGGAAAGUGUUUGCGAUUGGAUGGUGGGAAAACUGCCGACGCAGAGGACUCAGCCUCGUCUGAGGAGGGACUGAAAAAAUUUUCUCACCUGCAAAGACGUCGGCAAAAUCAAAAGGAGAGCCUGAAUUAUGAACUCACUUUGCAAAUUUCCUGACCCUGAUGAACUGGACUUUUAAAACACAAUGCACUGGUCGAUUUGUACAACUGUCGUUUUGCUGCCGUUUCUUUGUUUUUUCUUCCAUUCUGUCAAAAUGAGGUUUUUGGAUUAAAAGACGCCCUCAGGAUAGAUAUACACACACAGAGGAAGGGCAACAGAGGCCCACCAUCCAGCAUUUGGACAGUCGAGGUACAAGUGGUUUAAAAAACACAAGCCACCAUGUUGGAGGACUGAUAAACUCAAGGUCAGGUGAAAUUCACAUCAUAAAUCAUCCAGUAACCUACAGACUGUUUGGUUUAUCUGCCUUUAUCUGCCUGAGAAGAACAAUAAUCCACUGUUAGCUACAGUGCUAAAGCUAAUGAAAAUUACACAAGUGACAUAAAAUUUGAUUAAAAAUUGAAAUCAAGAUUUAAUCAAUUUAAUAGAAGUGCUUUCUGGAGCAUGAACACUGCAACAUUUGAAUGUAUUGAUGGUGUCUUAACUGUUGAUCGAUCCAUUUGCAUCAUAGGUUAUUAUUUGUACCUUGUUGAAAACUUUUUACUAGCUGAAAAGGUGAGUCAAAACCUGAAUCACAGAGGCUGCUUUACUUAGUCUCACUUCAAUAAUUUGGUCUGACAUCAUGUUCAUGUUAGCUGAUUUCCAUUUGGAAGAAGGGAUUAAUUUAAAGUUUGUCAUGUUGAUUGAAGAAAUACACGCAUCAAGCA
Thunnus maccoyii (southern bluefin tuna) is the source of this 3756-nucleotide messenger RNA. RefSeq names its product suppressor of cytokine signaling 7 (gene socs7). The record is from RefSeq and is a predicted model, not a curated record. Gene Ontology annotation, molecular function: 1-phosphatidylinositol-3-kinase regulator activity. Gene Ontology annotation, cellular component: phosphatidylinositol 3-kinase complex. Gene Ontology annotation, biological process: phosphatidylinositol phosphate biosynthetic process; intracellular signal transduction. Lineage: Eukaryota; Metazoa; Chordata; Actinopteri; Scombriformes; Scombridae. The transcript is spliced from 9 exons. The coding region runs from base 282 to 2738 and encodes 818 amino acids.